AAUCGACAAUAUAAGAAACUUGAGGCGGCGAAAUGUGAACGUCCCUUUAUAAUAAGCUGCAAAUCAAAAACUUUACGCUUUGGAUCGAGUGUUAUCUUCACCGCCAAGCUUCGUCUUGAAUCUACCCAAUAUUCUACCGAGACUUCGCAAUUUUGGAUCCAAGGAUUAUUUGGGUAGGAAUGAACCCAACUGGUUAUACAGUAGAAAUUUCGAACCUGUCUCCUAAUGCUACUGAGAAGGAUGUCUAUGAUUUUUUCGCAUUCUGUGGUGCAAUUCAACAUGUUGUAAUUGUCAGGGCUGGGGAAUUUGCAUUUACAGCUUAUGUGACUUUCAAAAAUCCUCAUGCUGUGGAGACUGCUAUCCUGGUCGAUGGAGCUACCAUUUUGGAUCGACCUGUAUGCAUAACUCGAUCUGGACAUUAUGGAGGUGACCACAAUCUUUGGAAUCAUUCUUCAUUGAAGAUUGAAGAUGAAAACCAGCCAAGUCAGUCCCAAGGCCAAAAUGUUGUUCCAUCUGCUGGCAAAGCUGUGUGUUUGGCUCAAGAUGUUGUAAAAUCAGUGGCUGCUAAAGGAUAUGUGCUGGGGAAAGGUGCAUUGAACAAAGCCAAAGCCUUUGAUGAAUCUCAUCAGGUAUCUGCCACUGCAGUAGCCAAGGUUACACAAUUGAGUGAAAGAGUCGGUUUGACUGACAAGAUAGCAAUUGGGGUUCAAGCUGCUAGAGCUGCCGAUCAGAGGUACCAUAUUUCAAAUACGACAAGAUCAGUUGUCUCUGCUACAGGAAAGAGAACAGCUUCUGCAGCAAAUGCCAUGGCUAAUAGUAGUUACUUCUCUAAGGGAGCUCUUUGGUUAUCCGGUGCUCUAAGCAGAGCUUCUCAAGUUGCCGCUGAUCUUGGAGGUCGCGGUGUUGGCAAAUAGGAAUUGAGAAUUUGACGGACAGUGGUAGUCUUAUUCCGCAUAGGAAUUUGUUAGGUAUAGUUGCUGGUUGUAUGUACAAAGUUUGCGAUGAGAUUUUGCUGGUCUCAACAGUAACGAACGGGAUUUUGGGUACCUUCAGUGAUUACUCUAAUUCCAGGAAACAGUUGUUCGAUGAGCAACUCUCUAAUCCCUUCUCGGGAACGUUCUUUGUCUUGUAACCUUGUUGUGUGCAUACACAGUUACCCAUUGGAAUUAAAUUAUUAGUAUUCUUUAUGUCA
Molecule: messenger RNA, 1192 nt
Organism: Sesamum indicum (sesame)
Lineage: Eukaryota; Viridiplantae; Streptophyta; Magnoliopsida; Lamiales; Pedaliaceae
Product: binding partner of ACD11 1
Molecular function (GO): RNA binding
Source: RefSeq, a predicted model, not a curated record